AUGGCUCCCGCUUCCUCCAGCAGCCUGUCGGCCAACGACAACAUUCAGCGUUUCCCGGCUCCCAGCCGACCUCUGAGCCCUCUUCCCGAGCACGCUCUCUUCACCGACAAGACGCGAUGCUUCGUCUACGGUCUUCAGCCGCGAGCUGUCCAGGGCAUGCUCGAUUUCGACUUCAUUUGCAAGCGCUCUAAGCCCUCGGUCGCCGGUAUCAUCUACACUUUCGGUGGUCAAUUCGUCAGCAAGAUGUAUUGGGGAACCAGCGAGACUCUGCUGCCCGUCUACCAACAGGUUGAUAAGGCAAUGAGCAAGCACCCCGAUGUCGACGUGGUCGUCAACUUUGCUUCUUCCAGAAGUGUUUACAGCUCCACCAUGGAGCUUAUGGAAAACCCCCAGGUCAAGACCAUUGCUAUUAUUGCUGAGGGUGUCCCUGAGCGACGAGCUCGUGAGAUCGCCCACGUCGCCAAGAAGAAGGGUGUUACCAUUAUCGGACCUGCUACGGUUGGUGGUAUCAAGCCCGGCAGCUUCAAGAUUGGUAACACUGGUGGUAUGAUGGACAACAUUGUUGCCUCCAAGCUUUACCGUAAGGGUUCCGUUGGCUACGUCUCCAAGUCUGGCGGUAUGUCCAACGAGCUCAACAACAUUAUCUCCCAGAAUACCGACGGCGUGUAUGAGGGUAUCGCCAUUGGUGGUGAUAGAUACCCCGGUACCACUUUCAUUGACCAUCUCUUGCGAUACCAGGCCGACCCUGAGUGCAAGAUCCUUGUCUUGCUCGGUGAGGUCGGUGGUGUUGAGGAGUACAAGGUCAUUGAUGCUGUCAAGCAGGGUAUCAUCACCAAGCCCAUCGUCGCCUGGGCCAUUGGCACUUGCGCCAGCAUGUUCAAGACCGAGGUUCAGUUCGGUCACGCUGGUUCUUUCGCCAACUCUCAGCUUGAGACUGCCAAGAUGAAGAACGAGAAGAUGAAGGAGGCUGGCUUCUACGUCCCCGCUACCUUCGAGGAUCUUCCCGCCACUCUCAAGGAAGUGUAUGACAAGCUUGUCUCCCAAGGCACUAUCGUUCCCCAGCCCGAGCCCGUUGUUCCCAAGAUUCCUCUCGACUACUCUUGGGCGCAGGAGCUCGGUCUCAUCCGAAAGCCUGCUGCCUUCAUCUCCACCAUCUCUGAUGACCGUGGCCAGGAGCUUCUCUACGCUGGUAUGCCCAUCUCCGACGUUUUCAAGGAGGAUAUCGGCAUUGGCGGUGUCAUGUCUCUGCUGUGGUUCCGCCGCCGUCUGCCUUCAUACGCUUCCAAGUUCCUCGAGAUGGUUCUUAUGCUCACUGCCGAUCACGGUCCCGCCGUCUCUGGUGCCAUGAACACCAUUAUCACUACACGUGCUGGUAAGGACUUGAUCAGCGCCCUCGUCUCUGGUCUCUUGACCAUUGGCUCCCGAUUUGGUGGUGCCCUCGACGGUGCGGCUGAGGAGUUCACCCGUGCCUUCGACAAGGGUCUCAGCCCCCGUGACUUCGUCGACAGCAUGCGCAAGGCCAACAAGCUCAUCCCCGGUAUUGGACACCGUAUCAAGUCACGAAACAACCCCGAUCUCCGAGUCGAGCUCGUUAAGGAAUACGUUCUCAACAACUUCCCUAGCCACAAGCUCCUUGACUAUGCUCUUGCUGUCGAGACUGUGACCACCUCCAAGAAAGAUAACCUGAUUCUUAACGUUGAUGGUUGCAUUGCUGUCUGCUUCGUCGAUCUUGUCCGCAACUGCGGUGCCUUCUCCGCCGAGGAGGCUGAAGAUUAUCUCAAGAUGGGUGUUCUCAACGGUCUCUUUGUUCUUGGCCGAAGCAUUGGUCUUAUUGCCCAUUUCCUCGACCAGAAGCGUCUGCGUACUGGUCUUUACCGUCAUCCUUGGGAUGACAUCACCUACCUCCUCCCCAACCUUCGGGAGGCUGGAGCCCCUGGCGCUGAGGGCCGGGUGGAAGUUUCUCUGUAA
Messenger RNA from Fusarium mangiferae, 1968 nucleotides. Its product is annotated as putative ATP citrate lyase subunit 1. Gene Ontology annotation, biological process: tricarboxylic acid cycle; acetyl-CoA biosynthetic process; fatty acid biosynthetic process. Lineage: Eukaryota; Fungi; Ascomycota; Sordariomycetes; Hypocreales; Nectriaceae. The transcript has 2 exons. The record is from RefSeq and is a predicted model, not a curated record. Gene Ontology annotation, cellular component: cytosol. The coding region runs from base 1 to 1968 and encodes 655 amino acids. Gene Ontology annotation, molecular function: ATP citrate synthase activity.